AUGCACCAUUAUGUCACUGAGGGGCAGCAUCAGAUCCCGGCCUGGCGUUUCGAUGGUUUGGGAGGCCUGCAGCGACCAGGAGCUGAGCGUGCGUCUUCCUAUCCCUGCCGCCUCCUGGUCCGGUGGGCGUCCCCCGUCGUCCGCCGGCUUUCCUUCGCCUUAUCUCGUAUUCCGCGGUCUUCAGUCGUUAUCGUCGUUGUCGUCUUCUUUCUUCAUCGUCUUCGUUCUUCUUCUGCCGAAAAGUUGGGGAGAUUCGAACAGAAGCAGAAGAAGAAGAAGAAGAAGAAGAAGAAGAAGAAGCAAGAAGCAAAACAAGAGAGGAAAAGGAAGAAAAGGGCAGAAGAAGAUAACAAGCCGAAGUUGAGACAGAAGGACGAGAACAAACAACAGGAGAAGCUCAGCUGUCUGGUGGCUGAUUGGACUCAAGAACACUCGACGGCAGCCCUCUGCCUCUACCUACACCUCUGUACUCUACCAUCCAUCUCUGUAUCUGUAUCUGUAUCUGUCGAGCACCCGUUCAUCAUGUCCCUGCCGCCUCCUCCAGGUCUCCAGCGCCCGCCGCCAUCCCAAGCCGCCUCGACGGCCCAGCCGCCGGCCUCGCUGCCCGCCCGUCCGCCAUCCACCGCAUCCUCAUACACAGCUCCGCCAACUUCCUCUACUACUCCAUCUACAGUAUCGAGGCCUCCCAGCCAUGGACCGGAUGUCUCCAGACCGGCUGUUGGCGCGGCAUUCGGGUUUCAACCUCGUGCCGUAGCCGCGCAGUCGUACCGGGCGCCUCAGACUCCAACAUACCCUACCGUAUAUAACGCGGGAUAUCAAUACCCCCAGCCGCAACACCAGCACCAGCUACCGCAGCAUCAUCAUCAACAACAGCAGCAGCAGCAGCAACAGCAACAACAACAGACAUAUCAGGCACAGCCCACGUCGUACUACGGUCAGUCGCAGCCGCAGCGGCCGUAUAACGCAUCUACAUACGGCCAACCCAAUACAUAUCAAAAGCGCAAUAACACAGGCUCAUAUGGAGCUCGGUCAGGACAAUCGCGAUACAAUGAAUCGUCUGGAGACCCUGAGAUGGAUGCCCAGAUAGCACAGUGGCAAAGUGCAUAUAUGAGCAAAGACAGUAGUGAAGCCGCCGCUGGGACUGUGGGUGCUUCUGGACCUGCUGCUACGGGAGCCAACAGCGGGCCUAUAGGUUCCUUCCAGCGUCUACAUGAUCCGUCGUCAAGCACAUCGACACCUCCUAAUGGAACAGGGUCAGGCACUGCAGCAUCUACCACGCCUAUACCAGGCGCAAACCAAGGUCUAGCUGCCGUUCCAGGCCAGGAGUCCACCGAACCCGCAAAGACCGUUGUACGAUCUGGAGGUGGCCAGACAUGGACUGACUCGACGCUGCUGGAGUGGGAUCCAGCUCACUUCCGACUGUUUUGCGGCAACUUGGCCGGCGAAGUGACAGACGACUCACUACUGAAGGCUUUCUCAAAGUAUCCAUCUGUACAAAAGGCACGAGUCAUACGUGACAAGCGAACAGAAAAGAGCAAAGGGUACGGUUUCGUCAGCUUCUCGGAUGGAGACGAUUACUUCAAGGCUGCCAGGGAGAUGCAGGGCAAGUACAUCGGCUCUCACCCGGUGCUGCUGCGACGAGCCAUGACGGAGAUCAGGCCAGUGAGUGCGAAUAAGGGGAAGCAUCUCAAGGGCAAAGGCAAGCAUGGCCAUCAUCACAGUGGAAGCGGAUACAGCAAGCCGUCUGCCACACCCGCUCCGGUGUCCUCAUCCGCGGGCAAAACAGACGGCGGCGUCAAGAAGCAGAAGACCAAGGGCGGGCUCAGGAAGACUCAAACAAUCUUCAAUCUUCUUCUUUGCUUCUUUGCUUCAGCCUUCUCUUUCAUAUUCUCUUCUCUUCCUCUUCUCCUUGUUCUCCUCGACCGGGGUUUCUCGCCGGUGCCCAUUUCUGCCACCCCCCUUGGCCCACUUGUUCUUGUUCUGCUAACGACUUUAAUACUAUUCUUCUGCUUCUUGCUUGCUGUCUUUUCCUCGCAUUGCAAGCUCUAUCUCCGUAUUCAGAUACAUCUAUCUGCUUAG
This is a messenger RNA of Trichophyton benhamiae CBS 112371, 2079 nucleotides long. RefSeq names its product RNP domain protein. Gene Ontology annotation, molecular function: mRNA binding. Bases 1 to 2079 code for a protein of 692 amino acids. Lineage: Eukaryota; Fungi; Ascomycota; Eurotiomycetes; Onygenales; Arthrodermataceae. The transcript is spliced from 4 exons. The record is from RefSeq and is a predicted model, not a curated record.